Molecule: messenger RNA, 927 nt
Organism: Durusdinium trenchii
Lineage: Eukaryota; Dinophyceae; Suessiales; Symbiodiniaceae
Source: the annotation of a GenBank genome assembly
AUGUGCGAGCCAGUGCUGCACGUGCAAACCCAUGCCAGGCCUCAUGAUUAUGCCGUCUUCGUAUCCGUUUUUGACAUCCUGCUGUGGGCGGUUUUCAUGUCUGCAGCUGGGAAGAUUGGAGGCGUUGUCCGCUAUGGCCUUCCAAAGCGAGGGUUGCUCCGGGCAGCAUGCGCUGACCAGCUGGGUACACUGCUUGCCAGUGUGGGAGCAACGCACGUGCCGGGGCAGACGCAGGUGCUUCUUAAUCAGUCUGUCCUGCCGCUGACAAUGCUGCUGUCCUUAGUGUUGGGACGCAGAUAUGGCCUGCAGCACUUCUUGGGUGCAGCUUUGGUCUUGGCAGGCGCAGCUACUGCUGUUCACCACCAGCCUGUCGCACAGGUCAGCCAAAAUGACCUAUCGUGGAGAAGUUUAGUCAUGUUUUGCAUGGCGCAGGUCGCGGUUGCUGCAGCCACAUUGAUCAAGGAGGUGCUGCUGUCGCGAACCAGCAGUGACGAUGUGGCGGAGAGCAUGGCUGUUGGUAUUGCCAUCGCGUGGAGGCGUGUGCCAAUGGGAGUCUUUUUGGCGCUGUUGAUGCCAAGGCACUUUGGCGAAGGCCUGGGGAGAGAUCUUUGGGAUGGACUGCUGUGCUUCUGCGGCAUGCAGCCACGAGAAGGCGACACAGGAUGUCCAUGGGCUCCUCCUACCACUCUCAUCAGCGUCAUGCUCUAUGCCAUUCAGACCUUCCUUUGCUUGAGGCUGACACAGCAGAAGGGAGCUACAAUUCGUAGCAUUGCGGCUGUAACAGCAGUGCCGUUGGCACAGCUCCUCUUUAGUCGAGAAGGAGAUGUGGCAGAGGCCUUGAGCUGUCGCUCGGUGAUCGGGCUACUGCUGUGCCUCUCUGGCUUUGCCACGUACUCAUUGGCUGAUGCGAGACGUGAGAAGCUGUGA